AUGCGAGCUCAAGGAUGUAGCUACAUGGUCACGUUUUCAGGGUAUUGCUGCCAGCAGCUUCCCGGUCAGCUGCUCGUAGGCAUAAUAGACAGCAGUGAUGGAAUUCCACCUACUCUAAUCAUGCCCCAUCUCAUAUCGACAUCGACCUUGGCACCGGAUGGAGGCGACGACUUGGGCGCCGGAGGACAAGACGGUUGCUAUAGUGUAGCUAUCAGGAAAAGACCAACGACCAAUGUUGCAGAUAUGCAGCUAUGCGCACAAGCCAAUCGGCCAGCUUCCGUUGUCCCGUGUAAAUGCAUUCCAGAUACUUUGCGCCAGAGCAGAGCGAAGGGUACCCACGACGCCGCCGGUUCCCCCCCUCAAAGAUCACAACGUCAACCGCCAUUCCAUCGAUUCCACCUGCCAGGAGCAGGAGCCGCAACAAAACACAACACCGAUUAG
Messenger RNA from Neurospora tetrasperma FGSC 2508, 441 nucleotides. RefSeq lists its product as uncharacterized. Lineage: Eukaryota; Fungi; Ascomycota; Sordariomycetes; Sordariales; Sordariaceae. The transcript is spliced from 3 exons. Bases 1 to 441 code for a protein of 146 amino acids. The record is from RefSeq and is a predicted model, not a curated record.